Neocloeon triangulifer is the source of this 2320-nucleotide messenger RNA. RefSeq lists its product as uncharacterized. The coding region runs from base 212 to 2017 and encodes 601 amino acids. The transcript has 15 exons. Lineage: Eukaryota; Metazoa; Arthropoda; Insecta; Ephemeroptera; Baetidae. Gene Ontology annotation, biological process: cell surface receptor protein tyrosine kinase signaling pathway; intracellular signal transduction. The record is from RefSeq and is a predicted model, not a curated record.
GGUGAAAGUCUGCUCGAAGCAAAUAAUCAGACGGAUGAGUCGAGUGUAGUGAGAGUGUCGAGCUAGUCGAAAAAAAAUCAGCUGGCCGGAACUAAAUAUUCAUAUAUUGAGUUAACUUUUUAAGAAUUAUUUUGAAUGUAAAUUUGAGGCUUUAUCGUCGGAAACCACAUCUAUAUAAGUAAGGAAGUAGUGCGGUCGGUAAAGGUUCAACAUGCUGCAGAAGUCAAACGAGGAACAGAAGUUGGUCGCUAUCAGGAAAAUGGCUAAGGGCAUUUUCAGCAUUCGAGCCGAACUCAUUGGAAAAAUCAAUCAGUGGAACACAGACGACGUAGUUCGGUUUUUAAAAGAGAACAACUUAUCAGACUGCUGCAAUUUGAUAUCGAACAGGGCAUUCGACGGCAAAACAUUACUGGAUUCCAAUGACGUCAGUUUAUCAACUCUGAAAAAGGAUAUUGGCAUGAACAAAGUGAGAUUGCUAGCGCAACUAGUAAGUGACUUGAAGAGCACGCCAGAAAAGUAUAUAUCCUCAAUUAAGGGUGAUCGCCAGCAAACUGAAGAUUUUCGAGUGCAAGAUCAAUCAAUGGCCUAUUACUCUCGCGAGCGCUUCCCGGCGCCACCCCAAACUCGAGGACGCAUGAGGUCACCGGAACCAGUGGAUCAGGAGGACGAGCAAGUGGACUAUAUCAAUACUGAGCACCCUGCUUUUGAAAGAGAGCAAGGCGAGGAGUACUACAAUGACGACACUGAGUCCUGGGGUUCGGACUUUGAGGAGCAGGAAGCCGAGUACGGAAACAAUUCGUUUCAUGAUACACAGGAAAGUUACGUCACGAUGAACCCCAUUCAAGAGAAGCCUGGUCCGUUGCCACCUCGAAAACAAGAUAAACCAGAGCUUCCAGCAAGACCACGGCAGGGCAAUAAGAUAUGUUUCGAUCCACUUCCCCUCCCCCCAGACAGGACUGUUAUGGGAGCCAUUCCACCACCAUCAAUGGAUGAGGAGGACGAAGAAGGUUGCUAUUUGGACCCACUCAAUGACACUGAAAUGAACCAAAAACUGCCAAACAACAGGAAAUUGUCCUCCCCUGCCAAUAUGCAAAGUUCUUAUUUGGGAAAUAAGACUGUGGAGCCAGCGCUUCCCCCAAGGCCAAAAAAAUUGAGCCUCCCAGAUAAGAGGUCAGAGAUUCACGAAAUUUCAGAUACUAUGAAACCGGGCUCCAGUUGGACUAGUUCUAAUAAUUCGAAUGAUGAUGAUGAAGACUAUGAGCAACCCUCUGGACAGACACCUGGAAAUCUGCUAAUUAACAGGAGAGCGUUGCCACUUCCUCCAACCGGUAUGGACAAAAUUCCUGAUUCAAAUGAUCCCGGAACAGCGAUAUCGAACGUCUUAAGACUGACAUCUACAAGUGGAAAUGCAUUUGGGACAACACCAAGCAAAUUGCCAGUUUCAAGUUGGAGUACCAAUACCAAACCACCCGUUGCCGCCAUCGAAAAAAUACCACCCAGCAUGAAGGUGCCUACGACUCUCAGUUUGUCUCCAGCAAUGCCCCGGCACAAGAUUCAACAGCUUGGUUCACCCAGCCAGCUACAGCGACCUUUGCCUGAACUGCCGCCACAGAACUCCCCGCCAUCCAUCCCCAGUUCGUUGGCACCCGAUCUGCCGGUCAACGCGGCCAACAGUCUCAAAAAAGCUCCCUGGUUCUUCAGCAUCGAGAGGCUGCAGGCGAUUCAAUUGCUGGAGGAUUGCGGACUUGACGGAUGUUUCCUGAUUCGGAAAUCGUCGCAAAAGGAUGCUGUCUAUACCCUGAGUGUGAUGCACAAGGGAAGAAUUUACCACAUUCCGAUUCGAAAGAGGGCUGACGACUUGUAUGCUUUGGGAAAGCUCAAGGAAAAUGAACAGGCUUUUCCAAGUGUUGAGGGCAUGGUGACUUUUUACAGCAAGGAAAUUCUGAAGUUGUACAGUGGCGGUAAAGCAAGUGGUGAAACUUUACUGAAAAUGUCACCCUCAGCAGAAAGAAUGUAAUAAUCUACUUUUCUCUUGUCGAUUGUGUCAAUUAUAUUUUUUAAUAUUAGAAAGAAAUAUCAAGAAACCAAAUUUUUUUACUUAGACGAUCAAACAUUGCCCAGAUUUUCUAAUUUCAAAUUAUUUGUACACAUUUAAUUUUUGUACUGAUCUGACACCUUAGCAUUUAAUUGUGGAAUAAGAUGCCAUUUUAAAUAUUACAUUAUUUUUAAGAAAUACUAUAGCUUCAGACUUUGCUUUUACUUAAGUUUAUAAAUUAUUGAUCUCUGCAUUAAAUAAAGAUUUCAAGUGUGAUCUUCAUUC